AUUGUUGAAUCUACGAGCCCAGGACUGCAAGUGACUGCAGAAUCUUGUUGUUUUUAUUUCAAACAAUAUUUAUUCAAAAUGAUAAAGGGGAGUGCAUGCCUCACACCUUUAUGAGUAUUUUUACGAGCUUUGGGAAUUUAUUACGUAAUUUUGGAGGUUAAGAAGUGGACUGGUUGAACGAGUUUUGGAGAUAAUCAAGGAGAUUUUGAUAUCGCUAUGACAGCUGAGAAAUUUGAUAUUGAGAGGCCUCUAUGGGAUCUUGGAACAUUCGCCGGACGUUGGAGACAUUUCGCUUGGGUGACAGAUCCCAGAUCCUGUUUCGUGAGUGAAAAGGAAUUGUUCGAGGCCAAAGAACUCUACAACGACUCCAGAGCUGGACGAGCGCCAAACAACACGACCCGGGAGCAGCUGCUGCGUGCUAAAAAGUUGUACGAAUCAGCUUUUCAUCCUGACACUGGGGAACUGCAGAAUGUCUUCGGAAGAAUGUCGUUUCAAGUGCCCGGUGGAAUGGCAGUCACUGGGGCUAUGCUGCAGUUCUAUAGAACGACAACAGCCGUGGUAUUUUGGCAAUGGGUGAAUCAAUCGUUCAAUGCCCUCGUUAAUUAUACAAACAGAAAUGCAAAUAGUCCAAUCACAGAGAAACAAUUAGCCACGGCAUAUAUCAGCGCAACAGCAGCUGCUAUGCUCACUGCCAUGGGCUGUAAAUCCUUCUGGGCGAAACGGGCAAAUCCUUUACUGGCGAGAUAUGUGCCUUUUGCUGCUGUCGCCGCAGCAAAUUGUGUCAAUAUUCCUCUCAUGAGGCAGAAUGAGAUCCUACAAGGUGUGGAUCUAGCUGAUGAGAACGGGAAUAAGCUCACACAGUCGAAAAUUGCAGCUGUCAAGGGGAUCAGCCAAGUUACGAUAUCCAGGAUUAUUAUGUGUGCACCAGGAAUGUGCAUUCUCCCACCGAUAAUGGAGAGAUUAGAAAAAUUCAAGUGGAUGCAGAGAAUCAGACCUCUUCAUGCGCCUAUUCAAGUGCUUGGUUGCGGUAUCUUUUUAUCGUUCAUGGUACCUACAGCCUGUGCAAUCUUCCCACAAAACUGCUCAAUAUCCACCGCUACCCUGAAACGUUGGGAGCCAGAGAACUACGAGACUCUCGUGAAGAAUAGUAAGAGGACGGAGAUUCCUGAGUACCUUUACUUUAACAAAGGACUUUAAUCCGCACAUCUGCAUUGCAUCAAUUAAUCAUAUACAUCGUUCACUAUUGAUAGAAAAAUUAUAAAAUCAAGAUAUCUUCGAGUCUCUCUAUUUUAACGAAGACUAUACGCACAAUAAAAUUUAAUAGAAAAACUUUGUGAAUUCGUAAUAAAAAAGCAAACGAAUUCAGAAAAUAGAAAAUUUAUACCGGGAAAAUUGAGUAGAAUCUAUUUCUAUAGGAAUUUUUCAAUUAAACAUUUCAAGGAAAUAGGUCCAAAGAAACAAGAGAGUUGAAUAGAAAUGAAAUAAUAUUUUCUAAGGAAUACACCCGGUUUUUCUAUUAAAUAGGUUCGUUCAUGUACUCUUGAAAUCUGUAUUUUGUCAAUUAAUUGUGUAUUUUUCACAACUUAAGACUGUUUGAUACUAAUCUCUCCGCAACAAUGACAUAAAGUUUUGUAAACCUUCAGUGCGACAAUAUAACGAUUUGUUAAUUUGGAAAACCA
Diachasmimorpha longicaudata is the source of this 1679-nucleotide messenger RNA. RefSeq names its product sideroflexin-2 (gene Sfxn2). NCBI's taxonomy places the organism in Eukaryota, Metazoa, Arthropoda, Insecta, Hymenoptera, Braconidae. Gene Ontology annotation, molecular function: monoatomic ion transmembrane transporter activity. The record is from RefSeq and is a predicted model, not a curated record. Gene Ontology annotation, cellular component: mitochondrial inner membrane. The coding region runs from base 217 to 1197 and encodes 326 amino acids. The transcript has 8 exons. Gene Ontology annotation, biological process: serine import into mitochondrion; monoatomic ion transport.